UACCGGAUGAACAUCUGUCUGCACUGAUCCACAAAGUUGCAACAAUGGCAGCUGUUAAAGAUCUGCUUCUAGAAACACUGGAGGAUUUGAGUGAUCAGGAUCUCAAGGAGUUCAUGUGGUUCCUGCAGUUCACUUGUUUUCAGAAGAGUCUUCCACAAUUCCCACCGAGUACAAACAGAAAACAUAUAGUGAAUGCGAUGGUGCAAACAUGUGGCCAUCAGUCUGUGGAGGUAACCAUUGAUGUUUUCAGGGACAUGAAGAGAACUGAUCUGGUGCAGAGGCUGUCAGAGAGCAGCUCAGGACUCAAAGAGAAACUCUUUGUGGAUGAAUACUGGGCUGUGCUGAGCCAGAAAGUAGAAACGUUGGCGUCUGUUAUUGAGCUGAUUUUGGAAACCCUGGCUGGUCUGAGUUACUGGGAGCUUGAGGUUUUUAAGGAAGUCCUGUGUAAAAUUCAUUACAAACAUUACUCAGACAUCCCAAGAAUCAUCUACAUGAGGACAGACCUGCAGGACACGGUGUUUUUCAUGGUGCAGACUUACGGUGAGCGGUCAGUGGAGAAGACCAUGGAGGGUUUGAAGGAGAUGAAGAGGACUGAUCUGGCUCAGAGGCUGUCAGACUGCAGCCCAGAACCCAAAAAGAAACACUCUGUGGAUGAACGACGCUCUGCACUGAUCCACAAAGUGGCAAUGGUGGCAGCUGUUAAACAACUGCUUUUGGAAGCUUUGAAUGAUUUGAGGAAUUCCGAGCUCGAGGAGUUCAAGAGAUUCCUGAAGUCAAUUUUUCUUUGGAUGAGUCUGUCAUACAAAUCACAGAAGCUGAGUCCAUCAUCAAACAGAGCAGAUGUAGUGAAUCUGAUGAUGGAUGAACUUGGUCAGCAGUCUGUGGAGGUGACCAGAGAAGUUUUCAUGCACAUGAACAGAACUGAUCUGGUGCAGAAGUUACCAGAGAGCAGCUCAGCAUCCAGAGAGAAACACUCUGUGGAUGAACAUGGAGCUGCACUGUUGAAGAGAAAAGAAGCGAUGGAAGCUGGUAAACAGCUGCUGUUUGAAACACUAAAUGAUUUGAGUCAAAAGGAUUUCAAGAAAUUCAGUCUGUUGCUGAAGUUCACGUGCUUCAUGAUGGGCCUGCCACAACUAAGGACACUGUAUACAGAAGCAACACACAACCUAGUGUAUCUGAUGAUAAACACCUUUGGUCAGCAGUCUUUAGAGGUGACAAAGGAAGUUUUAAUGGACAUGAACAGGAGUGACCUGGUGCAGAAACUAUCAGACAUCAGCUUCGGAUUCAAAGUGUCCUCGGAGAAGAUUCAGCCUUCAUUGUUCCAGACAGAUGCAUUCAUUACAUCAGCUAUUAAGAAACUUCUGGAAACACUGGAAGAUCUCAGUUUCAGUGAGCUUGAACAUUUUAAGAGAGUCCUGCAGCAGAGAGUAAGAAUCUCAGCAUCCCAGCUGGAGACAGCAGACAGAGCUGAUGUAGUUAAACUGAUGGUGCAGACAUGCGGUGACGAGUCUGUGGAGGUGACCAUGGAGGUUUUAACAGACAUGAACAGGACUGAUCUGGUGCUGAGGCUGUCAGAGAGCAGCUCAGCAUCCAAAGGAAAAGAAGCUGAAAUAAGUUUGGAGCUUAAGAGAUGUGGAACGAUAAUGCAGGACUCGAGUGAUUGGACUAAACUUGAACCUGAGGUGAACAGUACAGAUGCAGACGAGGCUCCAACUUACAGCCUUCAGUCUGCAGCAGGACACUUUGAAUGCAGAGUCUCAGGCUUGCGCUGGGUCUGUAAGGGAAAGACCAGCUUUCAGUACCAGUUUAGAUCUUGGGAGGGACACAUGGAGAGGAUGGAGAGCAGACAAUACAUGCCUGCAGGUCCUCUGAUGGACGUCACAGUCACUGCUGGGAAGUUAAAUGAAGUUCACCUGCCACACUGGAUCUGCAUCGAUGACAUCCCUGACAUAUUGGACAUGUUUGCAGUCGUUCACAUAGAUGACUGUGGAGAUGUUGUGGAAAAAGUGUCUGAGGUCACACCAACACAUGUCAAGUUAACUGAACCGAUUUUCUCUCCGAGAGCGGUCCUGAUGAAAGUCGGCGUUCCUGUGAAAAUCAAUUGUAACGUGUUGAUAUAUCAGACCAACACGGCUUUCCUCACACUGCAUGUUUAUCUGAUCCCACGUGAUCCUGGGCUACAGCAGACGAUGGACCGGAGAGAAGUAUCCGGUGGAUACAAAGUCAUCCGAAAGCCACAUCCAGAAAAGUCCUUGAAAAUGUUUCAUCCUAAGAGCAGAUUUGGAUGGUGCAGAAAUCUGUCCUCAAGUGUUAAAGCUCAGAUAUGAAAGCAGAACUCCAAAUUUCUUUGAAGUGUACAUGAAGAAUCCAGACAGAGACUUCCAGCUCAGACUCACACCAAAAAAAGAGCUUCAGUCAGUUUGGACCCGCACUGUUAGAAAAGGUAAGAUUCAAACUA
Oreochromis niloticus (Nile tilapia) is the source of this 2458-nucleotide messenger RNA. RefSeq lists its product as uncharacterized. The record is from RefSeq and is a predicted model, not a curated record. The transcript has 16 exons. NCBI's taxonomy places the organism in Eukaryota, Metazoa, Chordata, Actinopteri, Cichliformes, Cichlidae. Bases 45 to 2327 code for a protein of 760 amino acids.